Spea bombifrons (plains spadefoot toad) is the source of this 2132-nucleotide messenger RNA. RefSeq lists its product as uncharacterized. Gene Ontology annotation, cellular component: nucleus. The record is from RefSeq and is a predicted model, not a curated record. The coding region runs from base 204 to 2051 and encodes 615 amino acids. The transcript is spliced from 4 exons. Lineage: Eukaryota; Metazoa; Chordata; Amphibia; Anura; Pelobatidae.
GAGAGGCUGCAUGGUGGAUUACAUGAACCGUCCUGCGAGCCUCAGGGAUCCGGUAAAAGCAGAGAUCUGACCUCCAGCACUGGAUCUGCGUUGUACUGGAUUCACACGGGAUCCGUGAUCAGCAGCUGAUCAGGAUCUGAGCAGGAGAGCCUCGCCUACGGUCAUUUUUGCCAUGAGCACAGCCUAACCACCCAGCUGCCCUCAUGUCUGAUGAUCCCCUCGCCCAGCGGAGGAUGAGCACCAGAUCAGUGCACCGACUGAACCAGGAGGCCGCCAACCUACUGGAUUCCGAUACCUCCUCGUCGGCCACGUCUCCCUCGGAAUCCCUGAGCACCAACAACUCGGCCUCGCCAAGCCUGGAGCCCAAGUUGGAGGUGAAGGAGGAACACUCGUAUACCGAGCCGCUACCUGCCUCGCUGUCCUCGAUGGUGUUACAGGCCGUCCAAGCGCAGUCCAAGGAAAGCGAAAGGUUAGCGCUGCUCAAUCAAGUCACCUACACGGGACGGAAACGGAAGGCCAACUUCUCCAAUGAGGAGACGGAGACUCUGGUGAGGGAAGUGGUCAAGCACUUUAGCGCCCUGUACGGUACAGAGGCUCUCAGAACGGAGUCCACUCGCAGGAACCAGCGGCGGAGCCAGCUGUGGACCCAGAUCCAGAAGCACGUAAAUGACCUGGGCUACACCCCGCGCACCAUCGAUGACCUGAAGCACAAGUGGCGAGAUCUGCGGCUAGAAGUGAAAAGAAAGAUCACCCAUAGAAAAUCAACCAGCAAGCCUGCCGCCGGUGUGACCUCUAUUAUAGAUACCAAGCUCAAUCCGUUAGAGGACCUGGUGGCCUCCACCAUAGGACUUCACUGCACUCUCGACGGGGAGCAGGAAGGGAUGUACAUGGAGCCAGGUAUCCCGAGACAGUCCAUCUUCUUCUCGUGCAGAGGUCCCUCCGGCAGCGUGUCUGACGUCACGGCUGAUAGACUUGGAGCUACAGCCAGUCCCCGGCCAACUGCGGAGAUCUCCCUGGUGUCUCCGUUGGUCAGUAACUCCCCUGCCCAGCUGUCUUUCAUUCACAUAUCCGAUGAUGGCGAUAACGAGGAGCAAGAGAUGGAUGUAACGCAAACCGUGACCGUUAAACCCUUCACCGAGACCUGGUCCGCUGUAGGGGAGAUCUGCACCCUGGUGACCACUCAAUCGGAUUUGGCUCCAGCACCGAAGAAGCUGAUAAUCUCCAAGCCUGAGAUACUCACAGUGAAGCGGGAGCUUGUACCAGUCCAGACUGUCCUGGAGACCGGUCGCAGUGACUCCAUCGCCUCCCGAGAAGAUCCCGUAAGUCAGCCGACCGGACAAACCGAACAGAAGGCCGACAGCAAUGGGAACGAUCCAGUUGAGACGGGAGAUACUAUAGAGCUUAAGGUUGAGGAUGAGUCGGGAAGCAGAGGAACAGAGGAGAAGUCGCCACCUCAGGAACCAGCUCAGUCCAAUUGGCAAGAGAACCAGGAUGAGUGGGAGAGGCAGUCUGGAUCCCCCCAGCCUAGUGAGAACGCGCCGGAAGACUCUCUCCGUUCCUCAUCCUCCCAAGAGGGAGAACCUUCGUCCUCCGGCGAGGCUGCCACCAACGGAGACUGUGCCUGCAUGCCGCAUGAACAGAAGGGACAAUGGAGGACUAACAUGCAUCGGCUCUUAGAGCUGGAGGAGCAGUGGGACACCAUGUACCACAAGGAGCUAGGGAUGUGGGAGGAGGAGAGGAAUCAGCAGAGGGAGCAGCGGGCGCAAGACAGAGAGCUGCAGCAGCAGCUGCUGGCGGUCCUCACGGACAUUAGAGAUGAACUGCGCCAGAUCAGGGAGGAGAGAGUUGCCGCCCGGCAGAACCAAGCAUCCUCCCCUAGCAGCCCCCGCUUGGUUGUGAGCCCCCCACCUCAAGACAAACCCUCCAGUGCAGGCUCUUCAGCGUCCAAGACCCCCAAGUUGGCGCCGCUGGGCUCCCCCGUAAGUGGGGCGGUAAGGCGGAGGGGUCGCCCUCGUAUCAAUAGACCUACAUCGUCAAGCAACCAGAGCUGAGCUUUGUGACUGAACCUCCUCCCCACCGCCAAAUGGGUCAACGACGUCUCUGCCGCAGCGGUAGCCCACACUGGAAGCGUU